Messenger RNA from Linum trigynum, 567 nucleotides. The record is from the annotation of a GenBank genome assembly. NCBI's taxonomy places the organism in Eukaryota, Viridiplantae, Streptophyta, Magnoliopsida, Malpighiales, Linaceae.
AUGGCCACACAGACGAAGCAAACUGUGGCCAAGGUGAAGCUGGGCGGCGGCGGUCAAGAUGUAUCAAGGAUUAAGAAGAUCGAGAGCUCUAGCAAGCAAUUGGCUGAUUCGAAGAACAAAUCCGUUUCGACUUCGGUGAAAUCAUCUACAUCAAGUACAUCAAAAGCUACAACGACAACCAAAACUGCUAGAGUGAAGAAAGUCUUCUCCUUGGCUGGCCAGAAAUAUGAUCCACCUGAAGAGAGGGAGCCUGUUAGGAUUUUCUACGAGUCAUUGUCUGAACAAAUUCCAUCAAGUGAAAUGGCAGAAUUUUGGAUGAUGGAACAUGGGUUGCUGUCCCCUGAAAGAUCAAAGAAGGCAUAUGAGAAGAAACAGAGAAAGCAAAAGAUGCAACGCAUGGGCACUCCCAUUAAGUCUCCCAAAACACCAAGCAAACCCGAGAGUUCUUCUCACAGGCAGCAACAAGCAUCUACAAAGAAAGUUGAUAUAAAAUCCAAGAGAAGACUAGCCGAUGACAGUGAUGAUGACGAUAAUCUUGUACUAAGUGCAAAAAGAAGGAAAGGGUAA